Molecule: messenger RNA, 792 nt
Organism: Brassica napus (rape)
Lineage: Eukaryota; Viridiplantae; Streptophyta; Magnoliopsida; Brassicales; Brassicaceae
Exons: 1
Coding region: 409-618 (69 amino acids)
Source: RefSeq, a predicted model, not a curated record
AUUUGAUGCUUAAUUUCCUAUUUUAAUAUAGAAACAUAUUAUAGAGUAUUUUAAUUUCCUAUGAUCUAGUUGGAUUGGAUUAUAUUACUAGAAAGGGAAGCAUAAGUUGCAUGAUUUUCUUUUAACUAGUUGCUGAUAUAUAUGUUUAGUUUUGUUACUGGCUUAGAUUUAAGUGGAUAAGUGAUGAAAGGAUAUGAUAUGAUUGUUACUUAUCUAAACGUCAAACUAAACAUUCGAUCUCUUAUUAAAUUAUUCCUUACAAAAAUUCCAAGUUAUUUCCGUAGGGAUUAAAAAGACUCAGGUGAAGGGAUAACAAAUAAUCCUAUAAAUACAUCCCCAAAUCAUCACUCACCAUAUUAUCCAAAACAUCAGAGUACCCACACAUAAACAAACAUAAAGGGCAGGAAGAUGAAUUCUGUACAACAACUUCCUGUGCAGUUACGUAAUGUUACCAACUCCAAGAAGGCUACUACAGAGAAGAGAAGGUCGAUGACACUUCCUUCAAACGGCAAUAAGCCAGAGAGCAAGCCAACGAUUCAUGAUCACGACGUGGACAAAAGCGCAGAAGCCUUCAUCCAAAACUUCAGGAGACAGCUUCUUCUUCAGGGCGAUGAUUGAUAUAUAACUUAUGUACAUAAGAAAGGAGAUCAUGUCUCAUGUGUGAUUAUUCCAUAGCAUAUCUAAACUUGACCUAGCUACUAGAUCUGCAUGCUUCCAAUGUUUCAAUUGUGCUAUAAGUAACAUCUCUUUCGUUUUCAUAAAUGUUACCAAGCAAACAACUAUCAAAAGAGA